GAAGGAGGGGCAAAGCUCAAGAUGGCGGACAAAACGCCAGGCGGAUCUCAGAAGGCCAGUUCAAAGACCAGAUCAUCAGAUGUUCAUUCAUCUGGCUCUUCAGAUGCACAUAUGGAUGCAUCUGGACCCUCAGAUAGUGAUAUGCCAAGUCGGACACGGCCUAAGAGUCCAAGAAAACAUAAUUAUAGGAAUGAAAGUGCCCGUGAGAGCCUUUGUGAUUCUCCUCAUCAGAAUCUUUCAAGACCUCUUCUAGAAAACAAACUUAAAGCAUUCAGCAUUGGAAAAAUGAGCACAGCUAAGCGAACUUUAAGUAAGAAGGAACAAGAGGAACUAAAGAAAAAGGAGGAUGAAAAGGCAGCUGCUGAAAUUUAUGAGGAAUUUCUUGCUGCUUUUGAAGGAAGUGAUGGUAAUAAAGUGAAAACAUUUGUGCGAGGGGGUGUUGUUAAUGCAGCUAAAGAAGAACAUGAAACAGAUGAAAAAAGAGGUAAAAUCUAUAAGCCAUCUUCAAGAUUUGCAGAUCAGAAAAAUCCUCCAAAUCAGUCAUCCAAUGAAAGACCACCAUCUCUUCUUGUAAUAGAAACCAAAAAACCUCCACUGAAGAAAGGAGAGAAAGAAAAGAAAAAAAGCAAUUUGGAACUUUUCAAAGAAGAAUUGAAACAAAUUCAAGAAGAGCGUGAUGAGAGGCAUAAAACAAAAGGCAGGUUAAGUCGAUUUGAGCCACCUCAGUCAGAUUCUGAUGGUCAGCGUCGUUCUAUGGACGCGCCUUCCAGGAGAAAUCGAUCAUCUGGUGUUCUUGAUGAUUAUGCACCUGGCUCACAUGAUGUAGGAGAUCCAAGUACUACUAAUUUAUACCUUGGAAACAUUAAUCCACAGAUGAAUGAAGAAAUGCUGUGCCAAGAAUUUGGAAGAUUUGGACCUUUAGCUAGUGUGAAAAUUAUGUGGCCUAGAACUGAUGAAGAAAGAGCCAGAGAGAGAAAUUGUGGCUUUGUGGCCUUUAUGAAUAGAAGAGAUGCUGAAAGAGCUUUAAAAAAUUUAAAUGGAAAAAUGAUUAUGUCUUUUGAAAUGAAGUUAGGUUGGGGUAAAGCUGUACCUAUUCCUCCACAUCCAAUAUACAUUCCGCCUUCUAUGAUGGAACAUACACUUCCCCCACCUCCAUCCGGACUGCCUUUUAACGCGCAGCCUAGAGAGCGGUUAAAAAACCCCAAUGCUCCAAUGUUACCACCACCUAAAAACAAGGAGGAUUUUGAGAAGACUCUGUCGCAAGCCAUAGUCAAAGUGGUUAUCCCAACAGAAAGGAAUUUGCUCGCCCUGAUACAUCGAAUGAUAGAGUUUGUUGUACGUGAAGGGCCAAUGUUUGAAGCUAUGAUUAUGAACAGAGAAAUCAACAAUCCUAUGUUCAGGUUCUUAUUUGAAAACCAGACACCUGCCCAUGUUUACUACAGGUGGAAGCUUUAUUCUAUUCUACAGGGAGAUUCUCCAACUAAAUGGCGGACGGAAGAUUUUCGUAUGUUCAAAAAUGGAUCCUUUUGGAGGCCACCACCAUUAAAUCCAUACCUGCAUGGAAUGUCAGAAGAACAAGAAACAGAAGCUUUUGUAGAGGAACCUAGUAAGAAGGGAGCACUUAAGGAAGAACAGAGGGACAAAUUAGAAGAAAUCUUACGGGGAUUAACUCCAAGAAAAAAUGAUAUUGGAGAUGCAAUGGUCUUCUGUCUUAACAAUGCCGAAGCUGCUGAAGAAAUAGUGGAUUGCAUUACUGAAUCAUUGUCUAUCUUAAAGACACCUCUUCCUAAAAAGAUUGCCAGAUUAUAUUUGGUUUCUGAUGUUUUGUACAACUCUUCAGCCAAAGUUGCCAAUGCUUCAUAUUAUAGAAAAUUUUUUGAAACAAAGUUAUGUCAGAUAUUUUCAGACCUCAAUGCUACCUAUCGUACAAUUCAAGGCCAUUUGCAAUCUGAAAAUUUUAAGCAACGGGUAAUGACCUGCUUCAGAGCAUGGGAAGAUUGGGCAAUUUAUCCAGAACCAUUUUUGAUCAAACUACAAAAUAUUUUCUUAGGACUUGUAAAUAUUAUUGAGGAAAAGGAAACAGAGGAUGUACCAGAUGAUCUUGAUGGUGCGCCCAUUGAAGAAGAGCUGGAUGGUGCACCUCUAGAAGACGUAGAUGGGAUUCCCAUUGAUGCUGCUCCCAUUGAUGAUCUGGAUGGAGUGCCUAUAAAAAGUCUUGAUGAUGAUCUGGAUGGAGUGCCUUUGGAUGCAGCUGAAGACUCAAAGAAGAAUGAGCCUAUAUUUAAAGUUGCUCCAUCAAAAUGGGAAGCUGUAGAUGAAUCUGAAUUGGAAGCACAAGCUGUAACAACUUCUAAGUGGGAGUUAUUUGACCAGCAUGAAGAAUCAGAGGAAGAAGAAAAUCAAAAUCAAGAAGAAGAAAGUGAAGAUGAAGAAGAUACCCAAAGUUCCAAGUCGGAAGAGCAUCAUUUGUACUCUAAUCCAAUCAAAGAAGAAAUGACCGAGUCCAAGUUCUCUAAAUACUCUGAAAUGAGUGAGGAAAAACGAGCUAAGCUUCGUGAGAUUGAGCUCAAAGUUAUGAAGUUUCAGGAUGAACUGGAGUCUGGAAAAAGACCUAAAAAACCAGGCCAAAGUUUCCAAGAGCAAGUAGAACACUACAGAGAUAAACUUCUUCAAAGAGAGAAAGAGAAAGAAUUAGAAAGAGAACGAGAAAGAGAUAAGAAGGAUAAAGAAAAGUUGGAAUCUCGAUCCAAAGAUAAGAAAGAAAAAGAUGAGUGUACUCCAACAAGGAAAGAAAGGAAAAGGCGACAUAGUACAUCCCCCAGCCCAUCUCGCAGUAGCAGUGGUAGACGAGUGAAAUCCCCAUCACCAAAAUCGGAGCGCUCAGAGCGAUCAGAAAAAUCUCAUAAAGAAAGCUCACGGUCCAGGUCAUCUCACAAAGAUUCUCCAAGAGAUGUUAGCAAAAAAGCCAAAAGAUCACCAUCUGGGUCAAGGACACCUAAAAGGUCUAGGCGAUCACGAUCUAGAUCCCCUAAAAAAUCAGGGAAGAAAUCCAGAUCCCAGUCCCGAUCUCCACACAGGUCUCAUAAAAAGUCAAAGAAAAACAAACACUGACAUACGUUUUUAAGAUGCUGUCACUUACUGGAAAUGCGAUUUUGUUUUGUGCCUGAAUGGUCUGUUUUUUAAAAAAACAAAACAAAAAAAAUCAAAUGAAAGAGCAUUCCUGGGUUUUUUUUGUUUGUUUGUGAAUGCAUGUGUAAACUCAUGAGUAACUGCAUCUGUAGACCUGUCAUUGUUUUAUAUUGUAUAAAUUACUUUCAUUGUG
Messenger RNA from Sciurus carolinensis (gray squirrel), 3322 nucleotides. RefSeq names its product U2 snRNP associated SURP domain containing (gene U2surp). Gene Ontology annotation, biological process: RNA processing. Gene Ontology annotation, molecular function: RNA binding. The record is from RefSeq and is a predicted model, not a curated record. Gene Ontology annotation, cellular component: nucleus. Lineage: Eukaryota; Metazoa; Chordata; Mammalia; Rodentia; Sciuridae. The transcript is spliced from 28 exons. Bases 22 to 3111 code for a protein of 1029 amino acids.